UUGCUCCACUACAUUUUAAACACCACGAGAACCUGUGUUGACUUUGCCGUCUGCCUUUUUCUUUUAGUGCGCAAGAUUGUGAAGUUUUACGUUUUCUUGAUUGAAUUUAAAAUACAAUAACAUUAGAAGUUAAAAUUGUCUACUGCUGAAGAUUGAACCAUGGCAAUUUCCAAAAUACAUUUGGUGUUUGUAAUAUGAGCUGUAAACGGUUAAACGAAUUAAUGCACAUGGAGGACUUCUCACUAAUAAUGACGAAGACGAUUCUCAGGUUAUAGUACCUGUCCUACAACGUGCUCCCGUCAUGAAGACAAGCUGUCCAUCCAGCCCAGCGGAGUUCUAUGGGGACUGUUCCUCCCUUUUGUCCCUUGACUCCAGCGUCUUCUACAGUGAGGCCCUUCCGGUGUGCGACGACCCCCUAGACUUCUUCAUCAUUAAUGUAGGUGGCAGCCGCUAUGUGCUGUCCCAGGAGCUGUUGGCGUCCUAUCCGGAAACGCGCUUGGGCAAGCUGGCUCUGUCCACGCGGGACUCGGCCCUGGAGCUGUGUGACGAUGCAGACUUCCUGGAGAAUGAGUUCUUCUUCGAUCGCAACUCGCAGACAUUCCAGUAUGUGAUGAACUACUACCGAACAGGCCAUCUGCAUGUGAGGGAGGAGCUGUGUGUGGUCUCCUUUCUGCAGGAGAUUGAGUACUGGGGCAUUGACGAGGUUCAAAUUCACCCCUGCUGUCGCGACCGCUACUACCGCCGCAAGGAGCUCAAGGAGAGCAUGGACGUCCACCGCGAGGCCAAGGCUGACGACAGCGAGGAUGAGGACUUCUCGGGUGCCGCCUGCCCGGCUUAUCGCCGCCAGCUGUGGGACGUGCUGGAGAAGCCAGACUCGUCACGCAUGGCCCGCACCUUUGGCAUGCUCUCCAUUUUCUUCGUGGUGGCGUCCAUCAUCAACAUGGCACUCAUCUCGCUGGACCUCGGACACCUCGAGGGCGGGGGCUUCAGCACAGCGGGGAAUCCAACUAGUCCGCCGCUGAUCCUGGACGUGUUGGAAUACGCAUGCGUGGUCUGGUUCACGGGCGAGCUGGGGCUGCGCUUCUUGUGCGUGCGCGACAAGUGUCGCUUUAGCCGAAGCGUGCCCAACGUGAUCGACCUGCUGGCCAUCCUCCCCUUCUAUGUGACGCUGGCUGUGGAGAGCCUCCACGGGGGCUCCAGUGAGCUGGAGAACAUGGGCCGCGUGGUGCAGGUGCUGCGCCUCAUGCGGGCCCUCCGCAUGCUGAAGCUGGGACGACACUCCACAGGCCUCAAGUCCCUGGGCAUGACCAUCACCCAGUGCUAUGAGGAGGUGGGCCUGCUCAUCCUUUUCCUCUCCGUGGGCAUCUCCAUCUUCGCCACCGUCGAGUUCGCUCUGGAGCACGACCUGCCGGGCACCACCUUCUCCAGCGUGCCCUGCGCCUGGUGGUGGGCCACCACCUCCAUGACCACGGUGGGCUACGGAGACAUCCGGCCCGAAACCACCCCGGGCAAGGUGCUGGCCUUCCUCUGCAUCCUGUCGGGCAUCCUCAUCCUGGCGCUGCCCAUCGCCAUCAUCAACGACCGCUUCUCCGCCUGCUACUUCACCCUCAAGAUGAAGGAGGCGGCGCUGCGCCACGGCGAGGCGCUCAAGAGGCUGGCGAGGGGCUCGGUAGGGGACUUGGGCGCCGACGGCAAGGGGGUGAACCUGAGGGACGCGUACGCCCGCAGCAUGAUGGAGAUGCUGAGGUUGCAGGGCAGGGAAAGGGCCAGCACCAAGAGCAGUGGUGGGGAUGAGCUCUGGUGGUAG
Osmerus eperlanus (European smelt) is the source of this 1807-nucleotide messenger RNA. RefSeq names its product potassium voltage-gated channel modifier subfamily V member 1 (gene kcnv1). The transcript has 4 exons. Gene Ontology annotation, biological process: potassium ion transmembrane transport; protein homooligomerization. Bases 302 to 1807 code for a protein of 501 amino acids. The record is from RefSeq and is a predicted model, not a curated record. Gene Ontology annotation, cellular component: membrane; voltage-gated potassium channel complex. NCBI's taxonomy places the organism in Eukaryota, Metazoa, Chordata, Actinopteri, Osmeriformes, Osmeridae. Gene Ontology annotation, molecular function: voltage-gated potassium channel activity; protein binding.